Messenger RNA from Dendrobium catenatum, 2789 nucleotides. RefSeq names its product U-box domain-containing protein 15. Gene Ontology annotation, biological process: protein ubiquitination; cell surface receptor signaling pathway. NCBI's taxonomy places the organism in Eukaryota, Viridiplantae, Streptophyta, Magnoliopsida, Asparagales, Orchidaceae. The transcript has 4 exons. The record is from RefSeq and is a predicted model, not a curated record. Bases 763 to 2709 code for a protein of 648 amino acids. Gene Ontology annotation, cellular component: cytoplasm; nucleus. Gene Ontology annotation, molecular function: protein binding; ubiquitin-protein transferase activity.
AUGCCAUAAUAUCUCAAAGGCCAUUUAUGCCAAAGUCUCUCAGUGGAAACAUUUUGAUAACAUAAAGGCUUCCUUUCCUAACUGCUUCUCCUGGCAUUCCUACCACCAAGCGGAGAUUUUUGAUGUCUUAGGGCAAUGAUGACAUGGUACCAUUUCCCUGGAUGGUCUCGUCUUGCCACCGGUGUUUCUUCCAGCUUCUGGCCUGGCAUUUUGCACCCGUUGGUUCCUCCGUAUGAUAUUUCUGUAUGGCAACAAAGAAAUUUUUCUGUUGAUGAUGGCACUGAAUUCUGGAUUCAGUUGGUUUUCGUCUUUUUGUACCAGUUUUGAUUUCGGAGCCCUGCUGAAGACAUAUUUUAUAUCUCUGCUUUUUUGAUUUCAGCUCUUGCCUAACUGUAUUUUUGAUUUUGUUGAGCUGAAUUUUUACUUGUAAUCCUUCUGGUUUAAUAUACGGGUGAUGCCCCAAAAUUUUCAAAAAAAAAAAACUCCGGGAAUAAAGUGGCGGGAGUUUCGAAGUUGACGGCCGCUGGCCCUCUCCUCAUUCCGGAAGCCGAAGAAACCGCGCAGAGCGUCCUCGCUCCGAAACUCCCUCAGAUCCCCAGAUUCGACAACAGAAACCGAUGACGCCACACCGCCUCUUCACCUCUCGGCCAAUUACAGCAAAUCCGAAUUCGUUAAUGGCCAUACGUAGGCUCGGUUAUCCGUUUCCUGCUCCUCUCAACCCUAUCUUGAAAGCGAACGAUCUUCCAAACCCUAACCUUUCGAAUGGAGAAGGUUUCCGACGCCGACCUGUCUAGGGAGGCCGCCACUGCUGCUGAUGGCGGCAGAGGAGGAGGAGAUAAAGAGAGUGAGAUGGACGUUGAUGACCUCGCCCUUGAGCUCCUCGAGACUGUUGAGACCGUGCAGUCUUUUUCCGAUUACCGCCGCACGCAGAGGAAAGAGUGCCAUAACCUCAUUCGCCGGAUGAAGCUCGCAGUGCCAUUGCUCGAGGAGAUCCGCGAUUUGGAGAUCCCUGUGCCCGACGAUGUCUGCGCCAGGCUCUACAGGCUCCGGACGGCUUUCACCGCUGCCAAGAAGCUUCUCAGAUGCUGUCAUGACGGAAGCAAGAUCUAUUUGGCUUUGGAGAGCGAGGCAGUGAUGAAUAGAUUUCACUUUGUUAAUGAGAAAUUGACUCAGGCGGUGGAUGGCAUGCCUUAUGAUGGCCUUUGUAUUUCUGAUGAGGCUAAGGAACAGCUUGAGCUAAUGUGCUCUCAGCUAAAGAGAGCUAAGGGGAGGACAGAUACUCAAGACAUGGAGCUAGCGAUGGAUUUGAUGGUUUUGUUAUCUCAAAAGGAGGAAGAUCGGAAUGCAAACAGUUGCAUAUUAGAACGCCUUGCUAAAAAGUUAGAUCUGCAUUCACUCCCAGACUUGGGAGCUGAAGCAAUGGCCAUCAAAAUGCUUAUAAAAGAAAGAUCUGGGCAAAAUAUAGAGUCCACACAGCAGAUCAUAAGUCUUCUGAGCAAAUUCAAACAAAAUGCUGGUAUUGAAGAUUGCGAUGGCUUAAAUGAAAUCAUGUUGCCCAAAUAUCUUGAGAAAUGCCCUUCCUUGAUGAUUCCAAAUGACUUCCUUUGUCCAAUAUCUCUAGAGAUAAUGACGGAUCCUGUUAUUAUUGCUACCGGGCAGACAUACGAGAGAUCAAGCAUACAAAAGUGGUUGGAUGCAGGCCACCGGAACUGUCCCAAAACCAGACAGCCUCUGGCUCACCUUUCUCUUGCCCCUAACUACGCCCUUCGCAAUGUGAUUUCUCAAUGGUGCAUGAAGAACAAAGUUGAGUUAAUGAAGAAGGACUCGUUGGUUAAUUCAAAGCCUAAGGACCACAAGGAAGAAAUCGAAACUCUGGUUCAAGAUCUAUCCUCCUUACACCUUGAUACACAGCGAAAAGCUGUUAAGAGAAUUCGAAUGCUUUCAAAGGAGAAUCCAGAGAACAGAAUUCUAAUUGCCAAAUGUGGGGGAAUCCCUUCACUUGUCAGUCUUCUCUCCUACCCUGAUUCAAAGAUUCAGGAGAAUACAGUGACUGCUCUACUGAACUUAUCUAUUGAUGAAACAAACAAACAGCUUAUAACUAAAGCUGGGGCAAUCCCACCUAUCAUUGGAGUUUUGAAAGGUGGAACCAUGGAAGCUCGAGAGAAUUCUGCGGCCGCCCUGUUCAGCCUAUCCAUGCUUGAUGAGAACAAGGUCUUGGUUGGAGAUUUGAAUGGCAUUCCACCAUUAAUAGAUCUCUUGCAGAAUGGAACACUCACAGGUAAAAAAGAUGCCACCAUUGCUCUCUUCAAUUUAUGUUUAAACUCCAUGAAUAAGACCAGAGCCAUAAAGGCCGGUAUUGUGAAACCUUUGCUUCAAGUACUUGAUGACAAGCAAUUAGCCAUGAUCGAUGAAGCUCUUUCUAUUAUUUUGCUCCUUUCAACACAGUCUGAUGGGCGUGCUGAGAUUGGAGAGCUAUCUUUCAUUGAAAAACUUGUUGGUUAUAUAAGAGAUGGGGCACCGAAGACUAAAGAAUGUGCCUUAUCUGUUCUUCUUGAGCUUUGUACGCACAAGCCAUCGUUUCUGUUGGUCUCACUCCAGUUUGGUGUUUAUGAACAUCUAUGUGAAGUUGCAGAAAGUGGAACCCAAAGAGCUCAAAGGAAAGCAAAUUCUUUGCUGCAACUUAUGAGAAAAACUGGCCAAAUUUUAUGAAGAUUGUAUAUUUCAUCGCAAACUUAUUACAUUUAUCAUUUUUAUUAAAUCUUUUGAAUAGAUUCUAUUAUCUUUUGGUC